This is a messenger RNA of Micromonas commoda, 438 nucleotides long. RefSeq lists its product with no specific name. NCBI's taxonomy places the organism in Eukaryota, Viridiplantae, Chlorophyta, Mamiellophyceae, Mamiellales, Mamiellaceae. Gene Ontology annotation, cellular component: cytoplasm. Gene Ontology annotation, biological process: protein peptidyl-prolyl isomerization. The record is from RefSeq and is a predicted model, not a curated record. The transcript has a single exon. The coding region runs from base 1 to 438 and encodes 145 amino acids. Gene Ontology annotation, molecular function: peptidyl-prolyl cis-trans isomerase activity.
AUGAAACUCGCGUUCAAGCGGUGGCCGGACACGCCGAACAAGACAUCACCCGAGGGGUACGUCUGGCUCGAGGCCAACGCGAGACGCGAGGACGUCGUGGUCCUGCCCUCCGGCCUGCAGUACCGCGUCUUGGAAGAGGGAACGGGACCCACCGGCCGCAUCACCAAGGACACGCCGUGUUCGUGCCACUACGAGGGUAAGCUCAUCGACGGAACCGUGUUCGACUCGUCCAUCAAGCGGGGUAAGCCCAUCACCUUCGCCCCGAAGCAGGUCAUCCGGGGCUGGACCGAGGCCAUGGGGAUGAUGCGGGAGGGCGACCGGUGGGAGCUCUUCAUCCCCGCGGAGCUCGGGUACGGCGGGAGGGGUUCGCCCAGCGGGAGCAUCAAGCCGGGCGACGCGCUCAUCUUCGAGAUGAAGAUCGAACGCGUCAACCCGUGA